AUGAUUAUCGACGGGGAGAAGUACGCCUGUGAGGCCUGCGUUCGGGGUCACCGUGUUAGCAAUUGCCAACACUCUGAUCGUCCCCUUCAACAUAUUAACAAGAAGGGUCGCCCCGUCUCCCAAUGUCAACACUGUCGGUCGAUGCGCAAGUCACGCUCUGCCCACAUCAAGUGCGAUUGUGGUGAGAAGACAAGCAAAUGCGCUCACCUGCAGCCUUUGGCCGACGGCCAUAGAGAGACUUGUUGCUGCAACCAUGGUGGUCGCUGCACUUGUAGCCACAAGAAAGAACCAGCCCUCGACACUGUCCCCGAAUCCGACUCCGACAAGGAAGCCAUCGCUCCUCGGCCGAAGCCGCCCGUCCGCAGGCGGCGUGCGAACACGGUCCAUUCUGAUGGCAUGUUAACCUUUGACGAGCACGGCCAUCACAAACCAGCACACAAGCUCAACAAGGCUUCUCAGAAGUGCGGACCUUAUCAACUCAACCGUGUCAAUUCCUUGCACAGCACCAGCAGCUUGGGCAGCCACUCUCCGGAGCGCAUCAGUGACAACCCUCUCAAGGAUCCCGUAUCCGGCCGCGUCGCACCUCUUCCACAGAGACUAGUCAAGUCUGAAGCUGCUUCUCCACUCAUGAGAGGUUCAUCUGGUUUCCAGCAACUCAACAACCAGCUUCCGCCCCUUGAUCUUUCUGGUAUUGAGUACCCGACAUAUGUACCCAACGCCUCUUUCGACCUGUUUGGCGGAUCGGGAAUGUCGUCGGAUCACGAUGCGCCGAUCUUUAGUGCCGGGCUGAGCGCUGCGUCCGUGGAUUGGAGCCAUAUCGAUCUCACUGACAGGACGGACAACUUUGCUCCCUCAAGUUACAGCCAGGCUGGCGCUCAGAGCUUCAAUGGCAUUUUCGAUUUUGGUACGGGCUCCGAGCCAGCUCCCACCCUCGCCGCGACGACUUCGACGUCUGGGGAGGUCUCUGAAGUAGAGGACAACUUCAUCGCUGGCGACAGUGACUACGACGGCUUCGGCACUGGAAGCAACAGCUUUAUUCACCCAGCGAGUUUCCUUGCUGCUGGAGCAGACCUGAGCACGAUUGACUACGACAGCUUCGCCAAAUCAUCGAACAACAAGUUCAUGGCAGCACCUUCUUCAUUUGAUGACGGCGGCCCGAUUGCUGGCGGCUCUCUCACUUUUGACGACGACCCAGCGUUCUGGGGUCAGCAAUUCAACGACGGCAUCGCCACAUACCAAGAGUCGCCAGAUGGCCUGCCGCAGUUUCAGCCGGAACCCUGGACGAUGCCGUAG
Molecule: messenger RNA, 1293 nt
Organism: Colletotrichum acutatum
Lineage: Eukaryota; Fungi; Ascomycota; Sordariomycetes; Glomerellales; Glomerellaceae
Product: copper fist DNA binding domain-containing protein
Exons: 3
Coding region: 1-1293 (430 amino acids)
Biological process (GO): intracellular copper ion homeostasis; intracellular iron ion homeostasis; positive regulation of transcription by RNA polymerase II
Cellular component (GO): nucleus
Molecular function (GO): RNA polymerase II cis-regulatory region sequence-specific DNA binding; copper ion binding; DNA-binding transcription factor activity, RNA polymerase II-specific
Source: RefSeq, a predicted model, not a curated record